AGGCCGAGUUUACAUUUUUGAAUCCGGUGUAGGCAGCCGCCCAGGAAUGAAGAACUCAUGCAUUUACAACGGAGGGAUUUAUUAAAAAUAAUAGGUCUCUACCUUUACUUCUGUGAGGGCGUGCAGCAGUAGCCUGCAAAUAAUGUAAAAUGUAAAUGUAAACAGGGUUCUUGCGGGGAGAGAUCAUGUCGAUAUUCACGGGUUAGCCGCCGCCUCGUCGCUGUCCCCCUCCUGCACGGCUCGGGAUCACCGAUCAGUCAAUGUAACACUAAUUUUAAUUCCUGGCAGCAGGUCAGGAUUCAGAGUGAAGAAGUGAUGGAUGCAGAGCUGCUGUUUGGCUGGAAGGCAGAACGGGAGGAGCUCAGGGCUGAGAUUUCACAGCUGCAGGAUGAGCUUGCUGAAAGUCAAGCUGAGAAGGAGGAGCUGCAAUUGAGGGCCGAAGCUCUGACUGACAGGCUGGCGCAGUCAGUGGACCCAUCCCAUUCUCUGUCAGUGCGCCUGGACAGCGAGCAGCGCGAGUGGAGGCGGAAACUGAGGGAGGGUCGGGAGCGAGAGGCUAGGCAGGCGCUGCUCAUCCAUAAACUGCAGAGCAAGGUACUGGAAUAUAAGGGACGCUUCCAGCAGCUGGAGCAGCAAGUUAUUGCUGAAGAGAGAGAACUUCAGAAAAGAGAGAAAAGGAUCAGAGAUGAACACAGUGAUUCCCUGGAGAGUGCUCUCAUCAGGCUCGAAGAAGAACAACAGAGAAGUGUGGGACUGGUGGAGCUGAAUGCCCUCUUGCGAAGUCAACUCAGCCAGUCAGCCGAGGCUAAUGUAGCUCUGAGGGAAGAUCUGAGCAAACUGACUUCAGAUUGGUCCAAAGCAGUGGAAGAGGCAGGUCUAAAGGAGAUUGAGUGGCAGAAGGAAAAAGAGCUCCUCGUGGGCCACAUUGGCCAGGAACACACGCGACUGAUGUCCCUUUGGAGAGGAGUGGUGAAGCUCAAACGCCAGUGUCACACGUUGAAGAGCGCCACCGACAGGGACCUAUGGGAGCUCAGGGCAGAAUUUUCUCGCCUCUCUUCAUCUCUGCUCACCAGCUGUGGCUCUGUGAGCUCCAGUGUCAUCCCAGGCCCUCCUCCCGCUGUCUCACCCUUUGCUACAGGAGCACCCCUCUGCCUGCAGGACCUGGAGUAUGACCAGAGGGAGAAGGAACAAGUAGCAAAGCUCCAGGCCCACCAUGAGAUGGAGACCCAGGAGCUACGGGACAGGAUCUCGGAGCUGUCGUCUUCUCUACAAGCCCAGGAAGCGCAGCAGAGGAGGUGGGAUGAGGAGCAGGAGAGACUGCAAAAGAGGGAGGCUGAGAAGGAGCAGGAAAGGGAGAGAGAGCGAGAGAAGCACAGGGAAAUAGAAAGACAACUGGAAUCCACUCAGCAGGCAGUGCUUAAACUGUCCAAGAUUCUCAGCUACCAACAGUUAGAUGCGCCCAGCACCUCUUCGCUGUCACUGGCUGACUUGACUGGCGACAGUGUACCUGCUGUGCUCUCCAUCAUUGCUCGAGCUGAGACUGCCCUCCAAUGGAGACAGCAGGAACUGCAGGAGGUAGAAGUGACUAUGCAAAGGCUCAGGGAGGAACGCGAGACCCUAGAGCAGCAAAUUAGAUUCUCGGAAAAGGAUGCAGAGGAGCUUCAUGAACGUCUUCAUCAAUCACAGCAGGAGCUGAGGCACACCCAAGAAAUACUGAACAGUAAGAAAGAGAUGGUGCACUCUCUGAGGAAUCAACUGGAAGAGAUGACCAAGCAUGCUGAAGAGCUGAAGAAGGAGAGUGAUCUUCUCAGAUAUCAAUUAAAAAGUGAAGAGGAGGAAAAGAGGGAGCUGGAGAGAGAAUGGAAGAAGCGCGUGGAGACACACCUGAGGGACACUGCACAGUUCAGUGAGAGAGAAGCACAGUGUCAAAAGGAGAUACACUCCCUCCAGGAGGCACUGGAGAGGGAGCGGCUGGCUUGUGCAGUAGCUGAAGAGGAAAUCAGCAGCACCAGGAAUGCUUUGAUUCAAGCUCGCGAGUCAGCCCUAGCCCUGUCCACCAGUCAAACUCAGCUCAUGCGAGAGGUCUCAGAGAGUCAAGAUGCCCUGGAGAAGAUGGCUGCCUUAAAUGAGGCCCUGGCAAGCGACAAGCGUGAUCUCAACGCUCGCAUGCUGCAGCGGGAAACAGAGCUAUCAGAUGCCAUUUCGUGCCUUCAUAGUUCAGAAUCAGAGGUCAUAGCCAUGCAGAAAGAACUAAAGAUGGUGUCCAAAGAACUGACAGAAUUAAGGGCUCAUAGGAGUGUGGACCUGGACUUACUGUUGCAGUCAGAGGAGAGAGAGAAGGAGCUGGAAAAAGAUAUAGAAAGGCUGAAAGUAGAGCGAGAAAGUGAGGUCAGCAUAUUGAUGGAGGACAAGGAGAAGGAUGCACAAAGACUUGAGGAGCUGACACAACUGCACAGUACAGUGUGUAAGGAGCUGCAGAGUGCACAAGCGGAGCUAGUUCACGUGCAGGAGCAGCAGAAACGGGUGGAGCGGGAGAGGGAAGACCUGCUGAGGGAAGGCGAGAGAACGGAAGCCAGGGUAGCUGCCCUGGAACAAGAGAGGGCAGAGCUGGAGCAGGACCAAAAGGAACUCAGAUCCCUUGCUGCCUCCCUGCAACAACAGCUUGCCCAGACUCAGGAGCAAAUCUCUGGUUUGGAGGUACAUGGGGGCCAGCUGGAGGUGCAGGUGCAGACACUGCUGCAGACUAAAGAAGUGCUGCAGGGAGAGAUUCAUUGUCUCCGUGGGGAACUGGAAGGGGAGGCAGCCCAAAGAGCUGAGGAGAAGCAACGUGAACAAGAAGAGAGAGAGCAGAAUUACAGAGAAUUGAAGAGCAGACAAGCAGAGGUUGAGAGAUUACAGGCAGAAGUGGACCAGGCAGCUGAACUGCACAAAAGACUAGAGGAAGAUUGGGCACAGGAGAGAAAUAAGUGGCAGAGAGAUCGGGAGACCUUGAGCUCAGAGCUGGGACAGCGAGAUGGAGAGCUGGAGGCACUGAAGCACAGGGUGGAGGGAUUACUGAUGGAGAUGCAAGAGAUUUCUGGCCAACUGGAGGACAGGAAUAAAGAAGUGGAGAGACUCUUGGCCCAGCAUGGGGCAGAACAGAGAGCACUUGAGUUCAAGGCAAGUGAGGCUAGGGAUGAGGUAGAGUUAUUGAAGCAAAAAGCAUGUGAGGCAGAGAGGCGUAGGGAGGCGUUGAGUCUAAGACUAAAAGAGCGGGAGAGUGAGGGAUUGAGGGCAAAGAAACGAGAUUGGGAGAAGAUGGCAGAAAUUCUCAAAGAGAAAGAAUUAGAAGUAAGAAAAAGGGAUGAUGAAAUUGGGCAGCUGAAGACCAAUCUGGAAACAGAGAAGGAAAGACUCAAAGAUGAAGUACAAAAAACAAGGAUACUGCAGGAUAAGGUAGCUGUCCUGGAAGAACUAAAUUUACAGCUAACGGAGAGCAACAGAUUAAAGAAAGCGGAGGAGGAGGAAGAAUUGCGGAAGAGGGAGGUAGAACAAACAGAGAGAGAAAAAACCCUAAAAGAAAAACUGGGGCAGCGGGAGGCAGAGCUAGGUCAGCUGACAGACAAGGUUCAGGAGCUAGAGAGGGAGAGUGUGGAGAAUGGUACAAAGCUCAAUGUGUUAAAGGAAAAGUUGGAAAGUCACAUGGAGUUGUUGAAACAGAGGGAUGAAGAAUUGGACAUUUUGAGAAAGACUAUACGGAAGGAAGAUGAAAUGGAUGCUAGGCUACAGCAGCAGGAGGAGGAAAUAAGGAGACUGAGAGAGAAAUUACAGGCGCUAGAAUUUUUAGAACAAGAACUUAGUGGUCAGCUCAAAGAAACCGAGUCAAUACUGGAGAAAGAGAGGGGUUUACGCAGAAAGAAAGAAGAAGAGCUUUUAGACAAAAUCCAAGACUUAAUAGCAGCAGAAGGAGAGAGGGAGAGAACACAGCAAAUAGCACAGGAAGCAGGUGAAAGGAGAAUAAAGCUAGAGAAGAACCUGGAGAAAUGGAAACAGAUAGCAAAAGAAAGAGAGGGAGAGGUGGAAAGGCUUACACAGGUCCUGCUGCAGAGAGACCAGGAGGUGCUAGAGGCAGCAGGAGGCAGGGAAAGAGUACAGAAGACACUGAAUGAGCAAGAGAAGGAGCAGGAGAAGUUGAUGUUCCAGUUGGAAGAAAAACGUGCUGAAGUGGACAGGCUGAAGGCCAGGAUGGAGGAACUGCAGAAAGAAAAGCGACUCUUGCUAGAGGAGAGAGGCAGCCAAGUGGAAAAGCUGGGAAGUCAGGUUAGGGAGCUGGAGGAUGCUAGAGAGUGUCUUGCCUCUGAGCUGAGAAGAAAAGAGCGAGAAGUCGAAUCCCUAAAAAAUGAAGUAGACAGAGUGACAAGAGAAAAAGAAAAGGCAGGUUCAACUUUAAGACAGUCUGAGGAAGAGUUGGAGGAGGCAAGAGACAAAGUAGAAGAUAUGGAAACUCAUCUAACAACAUUGAGGAAAGAAAUAGUGGAACUUACAAAUGUUCAAGAUCAUGCCAGAAUGGUUAUUAAGGAAAGGGAAAAUGAAAACCAUCUGAUACAAGAAAGACUGAAAAUUUGCACACAGGAGAAAUCUAGCUUGAAAGAACUCUUGGAGGAAAGCAAAAAUGAGGUACAUAAUCUGAGAGCCCUUCUACAGGAAAAGAUGGAGGACAUGAUGAAAGUUCAGCAACAUGAAGAGGAACUAUCAAGACAGAAAGAGAGACUGCGUGAGCUGGAAUUGUUAGAACAAAUACUUUCAAAUCAACUGAAGGAAACAGAGUCCAUUCUAGACAAGGAAAGGAGUCUACGCAGAAAGAAGGAAGAGGAGCUUCUGGACACAAUCCAGGAUUUGACAACAGCAGAAAGACAGAGGGAGACUGAGAGGAAAGUAGCAGAGGAAGCAGAAGAAAGGAAGGUGAAGCUGGAGAAGGAUGUGGAGAGGUGGAAACGGAUAAUGAAGGAUAGAGAAGGUGAGAUGGAGAAAAUUUCACAGCUGUUGUUGGAGAAGCAGAGAGAAGUGGAGGAGGCUGCAGAAAAGGUGGAAAGAUUGGAGAAGGCCCUGAAUCAAAAGGACAGGGAGCAGGAGGAACUAAUCUUCCAGCUGGGAGUGCAAAAGACUGAGAUGGAAAGGCUCAGAACCAGAGUGGAAGAACUGCAGAGAGAACAGCAUGUCUGGCUGGAGGCGAGGGGGUCCCAGGUGGAGAAGCUGAGGUGUCAGGUAAGGGAGCUGGAGGAUGAAAGAGACCAUCUUGUAGCUGAGCUAAAGAGGAAGGAACGAGAGACUGGAGCUCUGAAAAGUGAGACAGAAAAAGUGAGGAGAGAAAAAGAGAAAGCAAGCUCUUCUUUAAGACAGACAGAGGAAGAGUUAAAUGAGGCAAGAGAAAAACUAGACUCAAUGGAAACCCAUCUUGGAGCACUGAGGGAGGAAGUGGUGAAGGUUAAAUGUGCUCGAGACCAAGCAAAACAACAAGUUAAGGAGAAAGAAGAAGAGAUCCAGGAGAUGCAUCAGGUUUUGAAAUCCACAGUGCAGGAGAAUGCUACUCUAAAAGAAUUCCUGGAAGAAAACCACGAUGAGGGAGAAAAGUUGAAGAUCCUCCUUCAAGUGAAGACUGAGGAACUAUUGAAGCUUCAGAAAAAUGAAGAGGAGCUCUCUAAACAGAAAGAGAUGCUGCAGCAAAUGGAAUUAUCACAACAAGAACUUACCAGCAAACUCAAUGAAACAGAACUUAUCUUGGCAAAGGAAAGGAAUCUGUGCAGAGAGAAAGAUAAAGAACUACUGGAAAAGAUCCAAGAUCUUACAGUAGCACAGAAGGAGAUGGAAAGAGAACGGAAAGUGGCAGAGGAAGCAGAUGAAACAAGACAGAAGCUGGAGAAAGAUGUGGAGAGAUUAAGAAUGAUCAUAAAGGAGAGAGAAGGUGAGGUGGCGAGGAUUUCACAACAAUUGUUGGAGAAGCAUGGAGAAGUAGAGGAGGCUGCAGAAGAGAUGGAAAGAUUGCAGAAGGCCCUGAAUCAGAAAGCCAAGGAUGAGGAGGAACUGGUCUUCCAGAUGGGAGUGCAGAAGACUGAGAUGGAGAGGCUCAGAACUAGAGUAGAAGAACUGCAGAAAGAACAGCAUGUCUGGCUGGAAGAGAGAGGGACCCAGGUGGAGAAGCUGAGGUGUCAGAUGAAGGAGCUGGAAGAUGAAAGAGACCAUCUUGCAGCUGAGCUAAGGAGGAAGGAGCGAGAGGUCGGAGUUCUGAAAAGUGAGGCAGAAAGAGCGAGGAGUGAAAAGGAGAAGGCAAGGUCGUCUUUAAGACAGUCAGAGGAAGAGUUGAAGGAUUCAAGAGAGAAAGUAGAAGAUAUGGAUACCCACUUAGCAACACUAAGGAAAGAAGUAGUAGAGCUAAUAAAUGCUCGAGAUCAGGCCAGAUUGGAUGUUAAGGAAAGAGAAAAUAAGAACCAUAUUGUGCAGGAGGGGUUGAAAGUUAUCAUGCAGGAGAAUGCUCACCUGAAGGAACUCCAGGAGGAACACAAAAAUGAGGUAGAGAAGCUGAGGGUCCUCCUGCAGGAAAAGGUGAAGGAGAUGAUGAAGCUUCAGCAACAUGAAGAGGAACUAUCAAGACAGAAAGAGAAACUGCAAGAGCUAAAAUUGUUAGAACAAAAACUCUCAAACCAACUGAAGGAAACAGAGUCCAUUCUAGACAAGGAGAGGAGUCUAAGCAGAAAGAUUGAAGAGAAUCUUCUGAAUAAAAUCCAGGAGUUGGGAACAGCUGAGAAAGAGCAGGAGAGACAGAGGAAGGUGGCAGAGGAAGCAGAUGAAAGGAGGGAGAAGCUGGAGAAGGAUGUGGAGAGGUGGAAACAAAUGGUAAAAGACAGAGAAAAUGAGAUAGAGAAAAUUUCACAGCUGUUGUUGGAGAGGCAGGGAGAAGUGGAGCGGACCACACUUGAGAGAGAAGGAUUGCAGAAGGCUCUGAAUCAGAAGGAGAAAGAGCUUCUAGAAAAGAUCCAGGAUCUUUCAGAAGCACAGAAACUGGAGAAAGAUGUGGAGACAUUGAGGUGGAUUGCGAAAGAGAGAGAAGAUGAGGUGGAGAGCAUUUUGCAACAGUUGUUGAGGACACAAAGAGAAAUGGAAGAAGUAGCUGCAGUAAGGGAUGGACUGCAGAAGGCACUGAAUCAGAAGGACAGGGAGCAAGAGAAGCUCUUAUUCCAACUAGAAGAACAGAAGGUUGAGACAGAGGGACUCAGAAGCAAAGUAGAGGAACUGCAGAGAGGACAGUGUAUCUGGUUAGAGGAGAGAGGAAGUCGGGUGGAGAAACUGGGGCAUCAGGUUAGGGGACUGGAAGAAGAAAGGGAUUACCUUGCCGCUGACCUAAGGAAGCAGGAGCGAGAGAUAUGGGCACUGAAGAGUGAGUUAAACAGAGUAAGGAAUGAAAAGGAGAAGGCAGGGUCCUCUAUGAGACAGUCUGAGGAGGAGUUGAGCAGGGCAAGAAAGAAGAUAGAAGCAAUUGAGACCCAGCUAGCAAUACUUACAGAAGAGGUGGUUGAACUUACAGAAGCUCGAGAUCAAGCCAGAAAGAAGGUUAAGGAUAGAGAAGGGGAGAUGCAGAAAAUGUGUGAAGGAUUGAAAGCUGGAGUGCAGGAAAUAGCUACCUUGAAAGAACUUUUGGAGGAAAGCAACUAUGAGGGAGAGAAGCUGCGUUCCCUCCUCCAAGAGAAAAAGGAAGAGCUGAUGAAGGCCAGAGGUAAAAGUUUACAAGGCAUUAGAGAAGAGUUGGAGGAGCUUCGUGGCAGGAACAGGAUCCUAGAGCAAGAGAAGCAGGAGCUUGAGAACCAGCUUCAGAGACAGACAGAAUUCUGGAAGGAUGGAAUCCGAGAGAAAGAGGAGACAGGGAUGCAGUGGAUAAAGAUGGAGGAAGAGUUGAAAGCUGCUUUGAGAGAGGGGGGAGAAGAACUAGUGAGGAGUAGAGCAAAGUUGAAUGUUUUGGAGGAGGAGAAGCGGAAGCUCAACACUUUGGUGGUUGAGAAAAGCAAUGAGGUGUCAGUAUUAAAUUACAGCAUGAAGGAGAUAAAGAGAGAGCUGGAGGGGGUGAGAAAUGAAAAGGAGGAGGAUACUCACAUGUGGAAGCAAAAAAUGAAUGCACUGAAAACUGAGUCGGAGGAGAAAAUAUGUCUGAUGAUUAACAGGAUGAAGGAGGAGGAAGGACACAUGAAGAGAGAGUUGGAGGAGCAAGUUCGUAUGGUUACCGAAAUGCUGACCCAGAAGGAUAGAAAGAUAGAGGGAAUAAGAGAGCAAAUGGAGAGGAGUGAGAAGAAACAGGAGAGACUGAAAAGAGCUGUGGAAGAAAGGGAGGGACAGGUAGAAUUGUUGAAAACAAUGCUGAGCAAUAGGGAGAGUGAUAUGGAAAGACUUCAGGGCCUUUUGGAGGACAGGACUAGAGAUACCAAGGUCCUCAAGGAAAAGGUAGAGGAGCUCAAAAUGGAUCUGCAGAAAGAAAAAGAGAAAGUGAUGGAAGAAAGGAGAGGAGAGAGAAGUGAGGUAAUUGAGGAAAAGAAAGGACAGGAGCAGCAGAAGAAAAAUAUGGAGAAAGGCAAAAAAGAAUGGGUUGAGAAGGAAAUGGAGAAGGAGGUAUUACAGGAGGCAAAGAGAAGAUUGGAGGAGGAAAAGGAAAGGUUGACAGAACAACUGAAGAGGGAGCAGGAGGAGGGAGAAAGAUGGAAGAGCAAGGCAAAGAUGUUUGAAGGAGAAAUGGAAAAAAUAUUGUCAGGAAUGAAAGGGGAUGAAUGGCAGUCCCAAACUGUUUCAGCAGAUGAGUGCGGUGCACCAAAGGGUGACUCUGUGAGCAGGCUGAGGGAGCGAGUGUCCACUUUCCUUUUGGAAAGAGAGGAGAACCUUAGACUUUUGAAAGAAAGAGAGUUUGAGGUGUAUGUACUUAAGGAGAGAGUGGAGGAGAUGAGCAGGGACAGGCAGCGGAUCCGAACAGCGCUGGAGGAGACUGAAGCUUCCCUGGUCCAGUACCGUGACAGAGCAAAAAAGCUGGGAAGGUGCCAGAGAUGCAAGCAAGAGACUAUCUCAGAAGCAACACGUACUCAGGAAGAGGGCCAAGGAGGACCAAUAGGAAAGGAGCCACCAGAUGUCGCUGUGCUGCAGGAGCGCCUGUCAGCCAUGCAGCAAGUGGUAGCACAGCUGGAGUUUGACCAGAAGGAGCUCCAGGCCAGAAAUGUCCAGCUUGAGCAGCGUAUUCGGAGACUGAGGUCGGAGAGGGGGCAGCUAAGGGAGACGCUGACACAGGUGGAACAAGAGAGAGUUAAAUUGCAUCAUCAACUGUCACAUUUAGAGUCUGACACUAAGGAGACAAAGUCUGGUCUCUUAAAAGAAAAGGACGAUGAGGAGAUGAGGCAGCUGAGGGCUCGUGUGAUAGAGCUGGAGGAACAGGUGCAUUUGCUAAGGCUAACUUUAGCCGCAGAUCAUAAGGAAAGGGCAGAGUUUAUUGAACAGUCCUCUAGAAACAAUCAAUGGUUGGGCUCUUUGAGGCAGGACUUAAGCAACUCUUUGGCUGUGGUCUCGCAAAGUCCUCUCCCCUCCGUCCUAGCGGCUGAGACACUGCGACUGGACAGGAGUGUGAGGGAGGAGGAGCUGCGACUGUCUCUCAGCUUGACUUAAUGCCUUAGUGAAAUGUUAUUUUAUAAUUGACAUUUGUUUUUUAAAACAUUGUUAUUAUGUGACAGGAACUAACUGACAUGUUACUGGUAUGCAGUGUUACUUAUUUUUAAGCUCUGAAACAAGGGUAUCAAAAAUAUUGAAGGACUUGCAAUAUUUAACUAGUUUGUACAUAGAAAUACAAAGGCAGCUUAAAACACUGUUUUUAUACUUGUAUUUUUUUUAUUCAUGUAACAAACAUUAAAUUAUACUUUCAGACUUUCUCUACUACAAUUUUGUUGGCAUAUAUUUUCAAAAGUUUAUUUUUCCAGGCAUGUACUUGGCACAAAGAAAUUCUUAAUGGUUCAAGUAAAUAAGGCAGCUGCAAUCAAAAUUAUUUUUGCUGAGAUGUACGUCGUUUUGGAGAAAGCGUCUGCUAAAUUAAUAAAUGUAAAUGUGUAAUCCAUAAAUGCUGGUCAUUGUUUCGGAUGGAAAAAAUUAUAAAUCAGAUUUUUGAGCUGUUUGGGGGAAUGUUUUACAUUUUUAUGGAAUUUAACC
This is a messenger RNA of Scleropages formosus (Asian bonytongue), 10200 nucleotides long. Its product is annotated as centrosome-associated protein CEP250. The coding region runs from base 316 to 9666 and encodes 3116 amino acids. The transcript has 23 exons. The record is from RefSeq and is a predicted model, not a curated record. NCBI's taxonomy places the organism in Eukaryota, Metazoa, Chordata, Actinopteri, Osteoglossiformes, Osteoglossidae.